Molecule: messenger RNA, 924 nt
Organism: Cyphellophora attinorum
Lineage: Eukaryota; Fungi; Ascomycota; Eurotiomycetes; Chaetothyriales; Cyphellophoraceae
Product: Protein bcp1
Exons: 1
Coding region: 1-924 (307 amino acids)
Cellular component (GO): nucleus
Source: RefSeq, a predicted model, not a curated record
AUGUCGAAGCGCAAGCAACAGUCAGAAGACAAGGCUAUCACCAACUCCAGUGGCAACGCCCACGUAGAAGAAGACUCAGGCGACUCGGACGAAGACUUCGAGACUCUCGAUGUGGAUUUCGAGUGGUUCGAUCCCAGCCCCGAGAUCGAUUUCCAUGGCAUCAAGUCUCUACUGAACCAGCUCUUCGACAUCGACGCCGUCAACCUCAACAUCUCCGCCCUCACAGAUCUGAUUCUUAGCCAGCCUACUCUCGGAUCGACAGUAAAAGUCGACGGGCAGGAAACGGACGCUUAUGCAUUCUUGUCGGUCAUAAACUUGCACACACACACCACUGCCGAUGGCAGCAAGCCAUUCGUGGCGGAACUGGCAUCAUACCUACGCUCUCGCAGCGCGAGCAAUACUCAACUUAGCACUCUAACAACCCUGCUAUCACAAACGCCACUCCCAAAGAUCGGCUUGAUACUCACAGACCGCCUCAUCAACUGCCCCGCAGAAGUCGCACCGCCCAUGUACGCCUUCCUGCCGGAGGAGAUCGCCUGGGCUGUCCAGGAAGGCGAGCCAUACGAGUUCACGCAUUACCUCAUCGUAAGCAAGACUUACACGGAAAUCGCAUCACAACUCGACAAUGGUGAAGAUGAGCGACCGAAGAAGAAGAAGAAGCAGAAAGGUGGCAGCGGUGGAUCUGGAGGAGGGGCAUUCGAGACGAUGUACUUCCAUCCCGAGGACGAAGUCUUUGAGCGAUAUGCACUGUGUGCGGGUGGUUAUGAGUACGCGACGCAGCGGGACGAGGGAACGAGCGAUUCAAAGAGGGCUUUUCAGGAGAUGGGAAUUCGGCCGAUGGGGAGGUUGAUUCUGAUUGAGGCGGGGAAGUUUACGGAAGCGGUGGCCGCGGUUGGGGAGUUCUUGAAGCCGCUAGGAGCUUGA